This is a messenger RNA of Pyrus x bretschneideri (Chinese white pear), 2376 nucleotides long. RefSeq names its product serine/threonine-protein kinase SMG1. Gene Ontology annotation, cellular component: nucleus. The record is from RefSeq and is a predicted model, not a curated record. Bases 55 to 1065 code for a protein of 336 amino acids. The transcript is spliced from 3 exons. NCBI's taxonomy places the organism in Eukaryota, Viridiplantae, Streptophyta, Magnoliopsida, Rosales, Rosaceae.
GUUUGAAUUUCUCGCCUGGGAAAAAUUUGAAAAUUUACGAUUUGUAAUUUUCUUAUGCAGCUCUUGCAAGCCAUAAAUGGUUUCCUGCAUACAUCUCUUGCAACUCACAGCCACUUUCUUGGUAUUCGCUAUUAUUUUGUGACUCCAAUUAGUGGCCGUGCUGGUCCCAUCCAGUGGGUAGACAAUAUAAUUAGUAUUUACAGCGUCUUUAAGUCUUGGCAAAGCCGCAUCCAACUAGCUCAUCUCUCAGCAGUGGGUGGUGGCAGUUCGAAAAGUCCGGUUCCUCCAGCUGUUCCCCGACCCAGUGAUAUGUUCUAUGGUAAAAUCAUACCAGCACUCAAAGAGAAAGGUAUAAGGAGAGUAAUUUCACGAAGAGACUGGCCUCAUGAGGUGAAGCGUAAAGUUCUUUUGGAACUUAUGAAGGAGAUUCCUAGACAGCUUCUUCAUCAAGAACUUUGGUGUGCUCGUGAAGGAUUCAAAGCCUUCAGUUCGAAACAGAAGAGGUUUUCUGGAAGUGUUUGUGCCAUGAGCAUGGUGGGCCACAUUCUUGGCCUUGGGGAUAGACACUUGGAUAAUAUUCUAAUGGAUUUUUGUAGUGGUGAUGUAGUCCAUAUUGAUUACAAUGUCUGUUUUGAUAAAGGGCAAAGACUGAAAAUUCCAGAAAUUGUUCCCUUCCGCCUUACACAGACCAUUGAAGCAGCAUUAGGGAUGAUGGGGAUAGAAGGUACCUUUAGGUCAAACUGUGAAGCAGUUAUUGGUGUUUUGAGGAAGAACAAAGACAUACUCUUGAUGUUACUGGAAAUGUUUGUUUGGGACCCGCUUGUGGAAUGGACACGGGGAGAUUUUCAUGAUGCUGCUGCAAUUGGUGGUGAAGAAAGGAAGGGCAUGGAGUUGGCUGUCAGUCUCAGUUUAUUUGCAUCUCGUGUACAGGAAAUUCGUGUUCCCUUACAGGAACAUCACGAUCUUUUAUUGGCUACUCUACCAGCUGUUGAAUCGGCUCUUGAGAUGGGUACAUGCUUUUCACUUUAUUUUGUUUCUUAUUUUUGUUCUGCCGACAUUUGUUAAUGACAUUUGGGAAAUGUUGACCACAGGUUUGUUGAUGUUCUAAACCAAUAUGAACAUUCAUCUGCACUCUUUUAUCGAGCUGAUCAAGAGAGGUCUAGCCUAAUUCUGCAUGAAACGUCUGCGAGAUCAAUGGUUGCUGAAGCCACUAGUAAUUCAGAGAAAAUUCGUGUAUUGUUUGAAAUUCAGGCUCGAGAAUUUGCUCAGGCAAAGGCCCUGGUUGCUGAGAAAUCUCAAGAGGCAGCAACCUGGAUGGAAACAACAUGGGAGCAUCCUUGAUGCUUUACGAGGCAAUUUACUUCAAGAAAUAAAUGCUUUUGUUGAGCUGAGUGGUAUGCAAGAAACAUUGUCUCUUACAUCUGCCGUUCUGGUGGCUGGGGUUCCGCUGACUAUUGUUCCUGAGCCUACACAAGCACAAUGCUAUGAUAUAGAUAGGGAAGUCUCUCAACUAGUAUCUGAACUGCAUGAUGGUCUCUCUUCUGCGAUAAAUGCACUUCAAGUAUAUUCUUUGGCUUUGCAAAGAAUUUUACCAUUAAAUUACAUUACAACGAGUGCAAUUCAUUGCUGGGCACAGGUUCUGCAACUAUCUGCCAGUGCUCUUUCCUCUGAUACCCUAUCUCUUGCUAGAAGACAGGGUGCUGAACUUAUUGCCAAACAACAUGGGGAGAAUUUUGAUUCUAUCACACUCAGUCAUGAUGAUCUGUGUCGUAAAGUAAAGAAGUAUGCCCUAGAGAUGGAGAAGCUUGAAGAGGAGUAUGCGGAGCUAGCGAACUCUGUUGGCUCAGAGACCGAAUCAAACGCUAAGGAUCGGCUCUGCUUUCAUGAAAUUCAUACAAUCAGCUGGUCUUGCAAAGAGAGAAGAUGCCAUUGUUUCCAUUCAAUUUGGGCAAUCUAAGAAUGAUGGAAAUGGGGCAAAGGAUUCUAGAUUGCGUGGGGAUCUGAAUGAAAAAAGGGAGAAAGUUUUAUUUGUUCUGAACACAGCAUCCAGUUAUAUGUACAAUGAGGUCAAACAUAAGGUGCUCGACAUAAUUAAUGAUUCAAAUAAACGUAGAAAUGCAAAUAACCAGUUACAGAUGGAAUUUGAAACUAUUUUCUGUGGAAUUGAGGAGCAAGCAGAGAAGUGUAUACUUCUAGCAGGGUUUGUUAAUGAACUGCAGCAACUGAUUGGUAGAGAUUUACCUAGUGAUGACACAGAUAAAGGCCGUCCAGGAUAUUAUUCUGAUGGAAAUUGGGCUUCCAUUUUUAAAACCAUUUUACAUUCCUUUAAGAGCUUGAUUGGGCAAAUGACUGAAGCUGUUCUUCCGGAUGUAAUAA